UCUCUCAGUCUCGAGGCUCCGGUCACACGCGACAAAGGAGACAAACAAUGGCCAACAGAGAUGAAAUCCUUGCCAAUUUCCAGGCGUGCUCAGGAAUCGACGAUGUUGGCGAGGCCUUCAUGCACCUGGAGGCAGCCAACUGGAACCUCCUGGAGGCCCUCCAGGUGGUUAUGCCCCAGGAGGCCACCCCAGCCACACCUGCUCCCCUGCCUCCACUACAGCCAAUUUCUCAGUCUGAGGUGAUAAGCGUGGACUCCUCGCCAGAAAUGUUACCUCCCCCCAUACCACCCCUACCUGCUGCAGUGCCCUCCACCUCCGCAGCCACUUUGCCUUCAUCUUCAGAUACGGCAGCGGUGAUGGACGUCAAUAUACAGGUCUUGUGUGGAGGCGCGUCAGAGGGCAGUUCCUUCCCCCUGGAGUUGCCCAACUCGACAUCAGUGAGCGAACUACGCACAAUGCUCCAUCAGCUUGUUGGCAUCACCCCUUGCAAUCAGAUUCUCGAAGGCUUCAAGACCCCAGUAGAAGACAGCACUGUGAUCACGCAUGCAUUGUUGCCAGAGUCUCGCACACUCACCCUAAAUGCUCAGUCUUCAGUAUCAUUUGGCAACUAUUUUGAUAGAGUUAAUGGCGCGCACAGCGAUGAGUACCUUCUCCUCAUCCACGAUGAAACCAAUGGCAAGAAUUACAGCCUCAAGUUCCCAGGCAGUCGUCGCAUCCGGGAGAUCAAGGGUGACAUCCACGACUUGACUAACAUUGCAGUACGCAACCAGCAGUGGACAGGCUGGCCUCCAAAUACUGAUGAGGAGAAUGCCACUUUAAAUUCAUCAGGGAUUAGCAAACAGCAUCACUUAACAGUGCGGAAACUUGUAAGGGAACGUACACCACGGGCCCAGAGAAAGACACUGGUGGAUACAGAGGACGAUAACGCCUCGGGUGAAGAAUUCGAAGACACUCCAGAGCUUCUCAAUGAUGAUGACGACUUCUUUGGGAUGAUGGAUGUAGAUGUGCCUUCAUCCAAGAAGCCACAGACACUGAUCCCCGCCGAUAUAGAGGAUGAGGUGAUGGGUGUAAUACACUUCUCAGAGGAGUUCCGCAACCGUUAUGGGAAUUGCGUGCCCAUGUUCUACCAGGGUUCGCUAGAGGAUGCGCUCAAGGAGUCCGUUCAGCUACCAGCGAAAAAUAGAAAGUUGUUGGCUGUAUACUUACAUCAUGAUGGCAGCGUCCUGUCCAAUGUUUUCUGCUCACAAGCUCUCUGUCAGCUCUCCACGGUGGACUACCUCUCAGCAAACUUUGUGGUUUGGGGUUGGGAUCUCACACAUGAAGCUAAUAAAGCCAGGUUAUUGAACUUAGUAACCACACACUUUGGCUCUAUGGCCUCUACCACCGUAAGGACUUUCAGUGUGGACAAGCUCCCAGCCUUACUUGUCAUCACACGGACGAGAGGAACCAUUGAGGUUCUCUCAGUCAUACAUGGCAAUGCAGUCCUAGAUGAGGUCAUGACAGCAUUACUCCACGCAAUGGAAAUGUUUGAGGAGCAAAGAGUGACGGAGGUGCAGGAGGAGGAGGCACGGGAAGCCAGGGAAGCAGUCAAGGCAGAGCAAGAUGCAGCAUAUUUGGAAUCUCUGGCUGCUGACAGAGCAAAGGCGGCUGCAAAGAAACAAGCAGAAAUGGAAGAGAAGCAAGAGAGAGAGAGAGUGGAGUCCAUCAAACAGCAGGAAGAAGCAAUUAAGCAGGCUGUGAGAGCAUCAUUAGAGACAGACCUCCCGGAUGAGCCUGGGCCAGACUGCAAAGAACCAGUGUCAACCCUUAGAUUUCGGAUACCUGGAGGAGAGACCUUCACCCGCAACUUCCUUGCAAACACCACUCUCCAGGUUCUGCUCAACUUUCUGCAUGUCAAAGGAUAUCCAGCAGAUGAAUACAAGUGUCUUCAGUCUUGGCCCCGCAGAGAUGUGAGCUCUCUUGACACAUCCAAAACCUUGAUGGACUACAAGCUGUACCCACAAGAGACACUGAACAUUGAAGAGCGAUGAGGAGUCUCUAAGGGGCUGUCCUAUGCCCCCAUACCCCUAUCCCUCCCCUGCCUUCCAUACCCCCUCCCUACAUGCCCACAGACACAUCCCAUGCAUCAACAUCUGUGUUUGUAUGUUUGUGCAGUCCUGGAAGCUUCUAAAGAGUCCUUUUAGGGUGACACAUCAUUUUGUCCCCCUAUCCUCCUCCCCUCCCUUUGAUCCCCUCUGGCAACACUUCACUUUUCCUUCACCCACCCCCCUGCCUCCCCUUCCCCCUUAGAGUCCUUAAAGAAAAAAAAGAAAAAAAGACUCCUGUGAUUUGACAAAGAGACGAGACCCCCCGGGUGUUUUGCAUGUACACUGUGAAGAUGGAGAGAGGAGGGAAAGAAAAGAAGAGGAAGUCCUUUCCUCCUCUCCAAGAAGUAGUAGAAGGAGACAGAGAAGAAGAAAAGGAAAAAGUGUCCAAGUGGUAGUCAAUAAGUUGGGAGGAAGAUGCACAGUGGACUUUUUUUUUCUCUCUCCCUUAUUUCUUUUCUUCUUUUUGUUCAUGUGUAGUUAGGAUGUACCCCCUCUCUAUCUUUUUAAUUUUUUGGUAUUAUUAUUAUAAUUAAACAUCAUUAUCAUCAUUGCUACCAUCAUAAUCACUUUGCUUUUUAUUCUAUUUCUGUCUUUUACUUGACUUUUUUUAUGAUUGUUUUUUUUUUCUCUGAGCAUUUCUCGUUGGGUCACGAUCUCUUUAUCACUAGGCUUGACUGUAUAGUAGUAAAUUACUGGAAUUGCAGAUAUAUACUCUACAUUUUUAUAUAAGAUUAUUGUAGCCUUUAAGGAAACAAAGCAAAAAGGAACAAAAAAAUAUAUAUAUAAAGCAAAAAAAAAAAAAAAACUAAAAAAAAAAAAAAAAAAAAGGAUGAGGAUGAUCAGAAAUGACAAGUAAGUUGAGGAUACAUUUCUCGUUGGAAGAUUAACACAGGUUCCAAGCUCCUGAUGGAAAGGAAGUAUGUCUCAUUUUGUCACCUAAUUUUUAUCAGGCAGUAGAACCCUUCUGAACGGAAAAAGGGAUAGGGAUAAUUGUAAUGAUGAGGUGCAUAGAUUGAUCAUAAUAGUAAAGUAACUGGUAAUUUCAAGGACAGAUUCUUGUUGCCGCUUCCACCUUCACUAUAACGUUUUGUGACCUUUGGCCCCACUUGUGUUUAUAUAUACCAAGUUGAUGUACUUUUUAUUACACUUCUCCACUCAUGUUGGCAUGCCCAUCCACACAUGUACACACAUAUCCACAUGCUGCAUCUGUACACAUCUGCAAAACAUACAUGCCUAUACAUUCACACUCAUGCACUCUCUCACUUUUUUUUUUUUUUUUUUUUUUUCUUUUUUUUUCUUUUCUUUUCUUUUUUUUCCCCCCUUUUCUCUUACUUUGCCAUCUGAAAAGAGUCCUUGUGGUGUGAACUGAAACCAGUGAAAGAACAUUCAAAAGGGUUCAGAGCAAGACAAGAGGUUUUGACUGCAAAGUUCACCCUCGUCCUCUUCCUCCCUCACCACUAUCCACUCCCUUUAGCAAAUUAUAUAUCCCUGAAUUGUCUUUUUAUUUUCUCUCUCUCUUUUUUUCAUUCAUUUUUUCUCUCUUUUUUUUUUAAGAGUUGUUUACAAAAUGUAAACCUGCGACUUAUAUAUCCUUGGCCAUCAUAUGGCUGAUCACAACUGAAGUCAACAAACUUAAUAUAUAUAUAGGCAUUUUAAGGGACUCGUCGCUGGUGAUUUUUUUUCUUGGGUUUGCGUUCAGACGAGUGAGUUAUGAUUAUCUUUAUUUUUUUUUAUUUUUUUUUUUUAAGAUUGUUAAUUUUGAAAACAAAACAUAAAAAUACCAUUUCCUUUUUUCCCUCCUCCCUGUUUUGUAUAUUUUCCCCUUCAUUUCCUCUUAUUUCUUUUGUUAAUGAUAUAGACAUUUACAUUGUUUUAAAUGUGCAAGCAUUACUUGCAUGUGAUAUGAAGAAAAAGUAAAAUAAAAUAGAAAUGUACCAGUAAGACAGCAUUUAAGCAUCUUAUUUUGUGUAUGUGUGUGUUUAUAUAGUAUAUUUAUAUAUGUACAUAUACAUAUACUUUAUUUAUGUAAUAAUGUAUAUGUAUGUGUAAAGGGACACACUCAUACUUUUCCUGAAAGUAUUUUUUUUUUCUUUUCUUUUUUUUCUUUUUUUUUUUACCAUGUUGGUUUGUAUUAUAUAAUGAUGCCUUAGUCUUUAUGUGUACAUUACCGAAGAGCAAGUAAAACCAUCAACCAUAUAAAAGACGGCUUGUUACAAUCCUCAGAAGAAAAAAAGAAAUGUGAAAAUUAAUGUAAAAAUUCAGUAAAAAGUAAAGUGAAGGUUCUUGUUUUUAUUAUUUAUAUUAGGUAGUAAUAUACUUGUAGUGUUAGCAUUGUUAUGUUUCCGCAGUGAGAUUAAGGACAAUGUUAAGGUGACUGAUGAUGCAAUUCAGAGAAGUCGGGGGGGGGAUGUUGGCUUUUGUCUGCUUUCUAAACUGAUUGUUCUCAUAUGCACCUUAUAUAUUUGAGGGAAUUUUUAUUUCCAGGUAAGUUGUACAUCUUAUUAUCCGUUUUGGCUUGUCUCCAUCUUUGCCUCUAGCAGCCCUUCCCUCGUCAUCUUCAUACUCCAUACUCCUCCUCCUCCUCCUCUUUUUUUUCCCUCUUCCUUCCCCCUAACUUUUUUUUAGCUUAUGAAGCUUUAUGUCAUGUCUAGUCAGAUAUGUUAGUGAUGAUUUGAACUAAAUUUGUCAAAAAUGGUCAGAAAAACAAUAGAGGAUUGCAUUUUUUUUAUUUCAAUGAUUGUUUUUAUUUUAAUCUUAUAUAUAUAAGCAUUCAUCGAGUGUUACACUGUCAGUGAUUACAGUUUUGAGUUUUUAUUUAUUUUUUUUUUCUUCUUCUUCUUCUUCUUCUUAUACCUCCCCCCCCUCCUGUUUAUCCCCACACAUCCCUUCCUCCCGUAUGCAUAUUUACAUUGUCAUGCACAAUCACAGUAUCAGUAUUUUUCUUGAAUGUUAAGCACUAUAAAAAUGAAGGGAAAGAAAAGGUGAAAAUAAAUUAAGCAUUUUUUAAAGAUAUGACUGCUACUUGUUCACAGCUGCCCUUAUAUAUUUACACAUAUGUAUGCUGCGAUCUCAAGGUACAGCUGUGACCUUAUUGUUAAAAAUAUUGUUAAAUGGAGAGUCGAGUCACUGUAUUACACUGAAUGAUGUGUUUUAGAAACAAUUUUAUGUACAUAAAGUAAAAA
Messenger RNA from Penaeus indicus, 5269 nucleotides. It is a transcript of the gene casp, whose product is annotated as FAS-associated factor 1-like. The record is from RefSeq and is a predicted model, not a curated record. Gene Ontology annotation, cellular component: endoplasmic reticulum; nucleus. The transcript is spliced from 16 exons. The coding region runs from base 48 to 2030 and encodes 660 amino acids. Gene Ontology annotation, molecular function: ubiquitin binding. Lineage: Eukaryota; Metazoa; Arthropoda; Malacostraca; Decapoda; Penaeidae.